Microdochium trichocladiopsis is the source of this 1648-nucleotide messenger RNA. RefSeq lists its product as uncharacterized. NCBI's taxonomy places the organism in Eukaryota, Fungi, Ascomycota, Sordariomycetes, Xylariales, Microdochiaceae. The transcript has 3 exons. The record is from RefSeq and is a predicted model, not a curated record. The coding region runs from base 63 to 1520 and encodes 485 amino acids.
GGCUUCGAAGCCAGGGCAUUCCACCAUUUUCGCUGUGCUCGGGAAAAACAACAGACAGCGUCAUGUCAGGCCAGCAAGAAACAGCCCGUUCUGCAUCUUCUAACUCAUCCAUCGACAGCAAAUUGCAUGCACUACCGCUCAAACAACACCCACAAAAUCGACUGAAGCUGUUUCCAACCAGAAUGUCUGGGCCAACUAAUGGAAGCGAGUCCAGCCAUCUGAUACUGUCCCCGAAUGGCUUGCAGCCUGGCUUGAUUGAUCACCCUAAGACGGCCAUCCAACUAUCUGGGACAACAACUGAUAAGCUAGCAAUACAAAAGUUCCAUCCCGCUCGUAUCUGGUUUGCUAACGUGCCAAUAGGAGAGGCUCUACUUACGGAGACCGGCAGAAAUAAUGAGUCACGAUCAAGCUCGUACCAGACAGCUUUCACGCAUUUUGACACUCUCAGAAUUAAAGACGGCAAUCCAUCACGACACUGGUGGCAGACUCCGAAUGACGACACUCCCAUCGAACCAGAAUCUGCGAGCUUCAAGCAAAGAGAGUCGGAGCUAUUAUCAAUCGCCACAAGAUUUCCAGCUAUGAGAAAGCCCCCUUUGAUUGGUGCUCCGGUCGUCAGCAAAUUCCGCGAAGAUUUGGGUUCGAACCAGCGUUUGAGGGAGAAUAAGACACCGAUGCUGGCAAAGAUUCAAUCGCUGCUCAUGUCAAAAUCGCAAAGGAGAAGAGAGUCGUGUGAUGACCCGGCGUACAAAGCUCAACGGCUUGUGCGGCCACCGACUCCUGGUUUUGUCCUUAACCGUGAAGGAGACCCAGGUAACCUCAAGAAAGUCCGCCCUUGGAGGAAGUUCGUUGGAGUCAACUACUUAGGUGUAAGACCAGCUUCCGUUCAGCAACAGUCUCUUCCUUGGGGUGUGGAAAUCAAGGCGACCGGUGCACAGACACAGCUCUGGGAUAAAGAUCCUGUCAAUUCAUCAAGUGAGUCUCACACAGCGGUUGUGGCUGCGCCAAGACGCGUCCCAGAUACGACGACGCAGAGAUCUCUUCAUGUCACAUGCCAUGAGCUUAGUGCUGAGCAGACCCGUCAAGAUGAUGAGUUACAGCAAGCCAAGACAAAUGAUGUGGGAUGCCCUCAGAGGUUGAAAGAGAUUUUGAGUACUCCGAAGAGAAGCUUUUCUGUCCAGAUCGCGAGCGUCCCCGGCGACACGGAGCUUUCACAUAGUCUCCAAUCGUUUGGAACUGCUCAAGGGUUCGUAACAACGAGAACACAGUCAUUGUUGGGAGACAAAAUGCCCCGGUUUCCUCCUGGUCAGCAGGAAGAGCCAGCUGGCGGUGGCACUAGCAGUCUGAAAAGGUCGAAGUCUAGCGUCGAGCACAGAGUAUCAGUUCGAGAAGCCCGCCCGGACAAAUUCAUGACUUGGCAUAGCGCACCAGCAAGGCAACAGAUUCUCUUCGAAAGCACUCUAGAGUUUGGCGUGCAAUUGGAAAAGGCCUUGGCAGAUGCAAAGCUCAUGGUAUUGCAAUAGAUGGUCGAACGGGGGCAGCCGUGAUGCUGUAUUGAGUCAAGUUUGGACAUUAAUUUCGUCGUAGUCUGGGCACAGAGUGUUCGCAAGCAUGGUUAAAGCCGCGUCUAACGGAUUUUGGAAGAAGGAGG